AUGGGUAAAAGGAAAAAUUCAUUUAAUGAUGAGCAAAAAGUUAAAAAUAAUAAAAAAGAUCAACAAGAAGAACACGAAUAUGCAGAGAUGCCAGCAGGAUGGAAAGAACCAUCAUUCACUAAAGAAGACAAUCCUCGUGGGUUAGUUGCUGAUAGCUCAUUUGCAACUUUAUUUCCGAAAUAUCGUGAAAAAUAUCUUCAAGAAUGUUGGCCAUUAGUCAAAGCCGAAUUAACAAAAUUUGGUAUUAAAGCUGAACUUGAUCUAGUCGAAGGUAGUAUGACUGUUAGAACAACACGUGAUGCAUAUGAUCCUUAUAUGAUUAUUCGAGCAAGAGAUUUAAUUAAGUUGCUUGCAAGGAGCGUUCCUUACGAACAAGCAAUAAGAAUUAUUCAAGAUGAUAAUGCGUGUGAUAUUAUUAAGAUUAGUUCAUUUGUUCGUAAUCGAGAACGUUUUGUUAAAAGAAGACAACGAUUAAUUGGUUCAAAUGGAUCAACACUUAAGGCUAUUGAACUUUUAACUAAUUGUUAUAUUCUUGUUCACGGCAAUACAGUUACUGCUAUUGGACCUCAUCAAGGUAUUCGACAGGCAAGAAAAAUAGUCGAAGAAACAAUGCAAAAUAUUCAUCCGAUAUACAAUAUUAAGACAUUAAUGAUAAAACAGGAAUUAGCUAAAGAUCCAAAAUUAAAAAGUGAAUCCUGGGAUCGUUUUCUUCCGAAAUUUAAAUCGAAAAAUCUUUCUAAACGUUAUAAGCCUCAUAAAGUUCGUGCUACGAAACCAUACACACCAUUUCCACCGGCACAACCAUUAUCAAAAGUUGAUAAAGAACUUGAAACUGGUGUAUACUUUGAUAGAGAAGUUGAACGACGUCAGAAAAAAUCUGAUAAACAUCAAGUUAAGUUAGAUAAAAAUACUGAAGUAUCAUUACAACGAAAGAAAGAAAAACGCGAAAAAGAAUACAUACCACCCGUUGAAAAACAACCAGAUUUCAAACAAAAAGCAGCAGCAGCAGCAACAACAACCGAUGAUACAUCAAAACUAGUUAAAAAUGUCAAGAAAAAACUAAAACGUUUACAAGCCGAUUAA
Messenger RNA from Rotaria socialis, 1083 nucleotides. Lineage: Eukaryota; Metazoa; Rotifera; Eurotatoria; Philodinida; Philodinidae. The record is from the annotation of a GenBank genome assembly.